Limulus polyphemus (Atlantic horseshoe crab) is the source of this 2462-nucleotide messenger RNA. RefSeq names its product glutamate receptor-interacting protein 2-like. The transcript has 11 exons. The annotation marks the transcript as partial. Gene Ontology annotation, molecular function: protein binding. The record is from RefSeq and is a predicted model, not a curated record. Gene Ontology annotation, biological process: neurotransmitter receptor transport, endosome to postsynaptic membrane. Lineage: Eukaryota; Metazoa; Arthropoda; Merostomata; Xiphosura; Limulidae.
AUGUGGAGCUCUUCACGUCGGGGACCACAUACUAGCUAUUGAUGGAACUAGAACUGACCAGAUGACGGUUGCAGAGGCCUCCCAGCUUCUCAAGAGUUCACUUAAGGAAGUCGUCAAAUUGGAAGUCUUCCCCAUCAUUCAGGUACUCAGCCACAAAGUCCCGGAUGUCGUUGCCAGCAGAGGCUUCAUGCCCUUCUCAAGUGCAGGACAAUUGGGUUCAAGAUUUGCCCACAACAACUUGUCUUCCAUUGGGAACAAUGCUUCUGCUCCAUCAAGGAAGGCAUUUCCUGUAUCUCUGCAACCAUCAACCAAAGGCAGAUUGGGUCGACAGCUGAGUAAAAGGAAAUGUACAUCCAAUUCUGUGAAAACAUGCUUUUCGAGUGCGACAUGGGUGCCACCUCCUGGUCAACUCAGUUACACUGACACCACUAAAGUAACUAUUCAAGCCGAUCUCCGUGGGCUAGGUUUUUCUCUGAAAGGAGGCGAUUUUCCAACAGAAUUGAUGUCUUCUCCAGUCAUCGGCAGAGUGGAUCCUGGUGGUCCUGCUGAAAGGACCGGCAUCCUUCACGUUGGUGACCGACUGGUGGCAGUAAAUGGUCAGUCUACUCAAGGGUUAACUGUGGAAGAAGUGACACAGUUACUCCAGCGUUCUCGCCCGAGGGUAACCCUCGACAUUCAGUUUGAUGUGGCUGAAGCCGUUGUGCCAAGUAGUGGAACGUUUACUGUUAAAUUAGCUAAAUCGAAGGGUGGAUUGGGUAUAACAAUCAGAGCUCCAAAGAACCGCCAACAAGGGGAACCGCUGCUGAUCUCGGACAUCAAGCAAGGAAGUGUGGCCCAUCGAACAGGAACUCUUCAGCCAGGAGACAAACUGCUGGCCAUAGAUUCAGUGAGGAUGGACAACUGUACCCUGGAAGAUGCUUAUGAAAUCCUGAAGGCUUGUGACCAGAUCGUCAAACUAAGGAUACGUAAAGACGAAACUUUUUCUGAAGAACCAGACUCCUCAGGAACUGUUGUUUAUACUGUGGAGUUAGUACGUCAUGGAGGACCGCUUGGAAUAACCAUAUCAGGAAUUGAAGAACCUUUCAACCCUAUUGUAAUUUCAGGACUAACGGACGGAGGAUUGGCAGAAAAUACCACACCUGAAGCCAUGUUCUGGUACUGCAUACUGCAAACUGAGGAGCGAGAUGUCUACUUGAACAAUGUAAGCAAAACCAUUCCAAGUGUAGACAGUGCUGUGGAGUCCUGGGACAGUUCAGAUUUAGAGAUUUCCAUUACUGGAGCAAGAUCCAAACAAGUUAACCGAGCAUCUGAUAGUACAGGGUCAUCUGUUAACCAGAACUUUGAACCUUAUGAAACUGACAACAAUCCUAAACCAAAACGAUGGGAGGAUGAGGAGUGGGAAGUUCACACCAAUAGUAAUCACAGUUUUCAAAGUUGUGGUAGCUGUCGUUCUGGUGGCAAAAGGACUGACUGGUCAGAAGACUCAGAGGACAUAGAAUCAGAAUUCCAAGGAAGAGGUCAGAGCAUUAUGGGAAGUGAUCCAGGUUAUAUAGACCAAUCACAUUCCCAGUUUUGUGAUGCCUUGCAUCCAUCUUGUGAAAGUGUGUUUCGUCCAAUGUCUCGUGCGGUAUCUGUUGAACAAGUCUGUGAGUUUGUUAGUCAACCAGGUUUGCAAGUGACCGGACAGUCAGUUGGUGAAGCACAGAGGUGUAGCACUUUACCUCACGUGACUUCCAGAAGGGGCAGGGAGGUACAUCAGAGUGUAGAUGGCACUGCAGGAUCUUUAUAUGCUUGUCAGAGUUCUUCGGCUGUUUCCGGACCAGUUGAAAUCCACAAAGUAACACUGUUCAAAGAUCAGAUUUAUGAAGAUUUUGGGUUUAGCGUUUCUGACGGGCUUUAUGAAAGAGGGAUUUACGUCAAUAAGAUACGACCAGCAGGACCUGCCAGUGUCAGUGGUAUAUUAAAGCCCUUGGACAAAAUACUACAGGUAAACAACACAAGAACUCAGGACUUUGACUGUUGUCUCGCUGUGCCACUAAUAGCAGCAGCCGGAGACCGUAUAGAGUUAGUCAUUAGCAGGCCAGCAUAUAAAAGUCGGAUUUCUCUAGCAGACAGUGCAAAUGGAGGGGGAAGCACGUUUCAUGCUUGGGUAGAUGAAGACGAUAGAGAAGAUUGUUCAUCUCCUCAGCUUCCACCAGAGGGUGCUGAAAUGUUAACCAAGAAUCUUUAGUUAAUGUGAAUAGGAAUGGCUGCGGAAAUAUAAAAUUGUAGGCCAUUUACUGAAAAUGAGUUAUAUGUUUUUUUCAUUGUAAACUAGGCUUAAGUUGACUCAUUAUUCUGAAGGAUGUGUGAAAAAAAAAAGGUUUGUUUCAGAAUUCUCCCAGAACACAUUUGGUGACAUGAUGAAACACGUGACGUGGUAAAUCCUUUGGACUUAUUGAUGAACUAAACUCUAGUGUGAU